This is a messenger RNA of Neltuma alba, 966 nucleotides long. RefSeq names its product ABSCISIC ACID-INSENSITIVE 5-like protein 2. Bases 24 to 935 code for a protein of 303 amino acids. Gene Ontology annotation, cellular component: nucleus. Gene Ontology annotation, biological process: positive regulation of DNA-templated transcription. Gene Ontology annotation, molecular function: DNA-binding transcription factor activity. The record is from RefSeq and is a predicted model, not a curated record. Lineage: Eukaryota; Viridiplantae; Streptophyta; Magnoliopsida; Fabales; Fabaceae. The transcript is spliced from 3 exons.
AGUCGUCGUUAAUAUACAUCGCCAUGGUUUCCACAGAUACAGCUGAGAGUCCACAUCCACACUACUUAACUUUCUGUCGGCACGGAUUUCUGUAUAACCAAAACUUUGAUGAGUUUCAGAGUUUAUUGGGACACAAAGAUGAGAAGCCUUUGUCUGGAAUGAGUUUUGGUGAGCCUCUGGAUAACACGAUUUCAACCGAGAGAGGUCAAAUUACGCGUAACCUUCCAUCAUCCUCCUCGCCUGUUUCGCAUUUCCCAGAUAACUUGGAUUUAAAUGCGACGAUGAUUAGUAAGAAAAUCCUGGAUCAAGCGUGGAGUGACUUGGUUGUGCAAGAACAUGUGAACCGAACAGGUAAGAACCAGGUCCAUCAAUCGAGUUUGGAGGAAGCAACUGCUGCAGAUUUGAUGGUACGUGCGGGGGCUAUGAACGUAGGAAAUCAGGAGCACGUCGGCGCCGAUGCUCAGCCGCUGAUCGCAAUUGAUCCGAUGGAGAUGGUGUCCCAGCAGGCAAAUUGGCUGCCACUGCAAAUGCAGCUGCAGAUACCAGCUGGCAUUAACUACUCAGAUUUGAAUGUUCGUGAAUCAGCUUCGGAAAUAUGUUUCUCGGAUAAGGUUCCGCCGCUAGGGAUUUCAUUGCCGAUAGCAUGUUCGUCGAAAUCACAAGUAGUAGGAGGCGAUACAGAGAGGAAACGACGUUAUUCGGAUGGGACCUUGAAAGAGAAUUCUGAAAAGAAGCAGAAGAGGAUGAUCAAGAACAGAGAAUCUGCAGCCAGAUCGAGGGCAAGAAAACAGGAGUACACAAAGAAUAUGGAGGACAAAAGGGACCGGUUGGAGCAAAGUAAUUGCUGGCUUAAGAAGAUUAAGGAGGCAGAGUCGCGAUUCACAGAACUCACCCCAAAAUAUCAACUACGACGGAUCAGUUCAGCUCCAUUUUAAGAAUGGGUUUUUUACAAUCAAAUUGAAUUAC